Acyrthosiphon pisum (pea aphid) is the source of this 1113-nucleotide messenger RNA. RefSeq lists its product as uncharacterized. The coding region runs from base 1 to 1113 and encodes 370 amino acids. The record is from RefSeq and is a predicted model, not a curated record. NCBI's taxonomy places the organism in Eukaryota, Metazoa, Arthropoda, Insecta, Hemiptera, Aphididae. The transcript is spliced from 4 exons.
AUGGAAGAGUACAAAGAAUUUUUGGAGAGCGAAUACGGAGCAAGCGUUCAACGGAUGAUUUCAAAUAAUGAACAUUCUGAUUCUGAAAUAGACGAUUCAGACGUUGAUCCUGAUUUUAUCAGUCAGUUGAUAGUAGAUGACAAAAUUAUUCUAAAAAUAUUCGAAGAAACUAAUUUAUAUGCACAACAAAAAUUAAGUUUGUCACAAUAUUCAACUAACAGCAGAUUAUCUAAAUGGACCAACACUAAUCUAGAAGAGAUGCACAAUUGGUUGAGAUUAAUUUUGUGGAUGGGUUUGGUUCAACUGCCAGAAAUUACUGCAGCUUACAAGUAUGUAAGACAAGUUUCCAACAAAUGUCUUCCACAUCCCUCUACACUACGGAAAUGGUAUGCUGUAGUUGAUGGUGCACCUGGUUUUACCAAAGGAUCAAUCAAUGCUAUACAGAUCAAAGUAGCAGAAAUGAAAUUGAAGGACAAAACCUUAGUAUGUGGUAUGAUGAUAGACGAAAUUAGUAUUAAAGAGGGCACACAUUUUAAUGGUACUAGAAACCAAGGGUAUAUAAGCUAUGGAACUGGCCUUAAUGCCGAUACAGAUACACUUCCAUUAGCUAAAGAGGCAAUUGUAAUUAUGCUUGUUGCUCUAAAUUCCAAUUGGCUAUUUUCUGCUAAAUCUGGAUCAGAAAAAGCUAAUUUAAUUAAUAUAGCUCUAGUCAUAGUUUAUGAUACUGGUGUGCUUGUGAAGACGUUGACAUUUGAUGUAGCUGCGUCUAAUAUUUCAAUGGCUACUUCAUUGGGGGCUAAACUUUAUCCACCAGAUAUGAAAACGUUUUUUUCGCACCCAAAAAUUUUUAUUUUUUUGGAUCCAUGUCACAUGCUUAAGCUUUGUAGAAAAACAUUUGGUGAUUGGAAAACUUUAUAUGACAAAGAUGGACGAGAAAUAAAAUGGGAAUUACUAAAACAGAUAAUAGAUUUACAAGAAAGCGCUCAAUUACACUUAGCCACCAAAAUUAGACCAAGGCAUAUAAACUACUACAAAGAAAAAAUGAAGGUGAAGCUUGCAGCUCAAACUUUAAGUGAAAGUGUGGCUAAGGCUCUGACUUAUUGUACAGAAUAG